GCACGACGUCAAAUCAUCUGCAGCAGUCCGACCGGGUUAACCGUGCGAUAUCGAAUAAUUUUCUUCGGUUUUUGAUCGAGCAAUCUCAAAACACAUCAGAAAUAUGAAGGUUAUCAUGGUAACGCUUUUGUUGGCCGCCGUCGCCCUGUCCGCCACCGAAGCCGGGGUGAUCGCUUACCACGCCGCGCCCGCCGUCGUACCGGCACCAACAUUUUACGCGGCCCCGGCACCAGCCCUGGUCCGCACACCCAGCCUGGACAGCGCAGUGGUGCACUCGGAACGUGUCGGCGGCAACUUCGCGUACAGCUCGGUCGAGGGACACGCUUACACCGCUCUCACGCCAGUCGUCCACGCCGUUCCCUCCCCGGUUGCAGUGGCCUACAAGGCCGCCCCGGCAGUGGUCGCCCCCGUUCCUGUUGUCCCCGCCGUCUACGCGCCGGCCAAGACGUUUUAUUACGCUCACUGAACGCCGACCGGUCAGUCGACGGCGACCGGAGCCACGCUCCCUGUUCGACGUAUUCUUUUUCUUUUUGAGUUAUUUUUUUUUCGUAUUCAUCGCCAUGGGACAACAGCUGUCCAACCUGCGUACACGGGACGAGUACGGUCGUCUCGUAUAACGUCGUGCAAUAAUAUUUGCAAUACGCACAGCACAUGCGUAAUGAAUUAUUGUACACCGCGUUCAGAUCACGCACGCCGUGUUCAAUCCCGUAUUCUCCUCCCUAUCUCGGAUUUACAUGGAACGUACGCGUUUUUUGCGUAUGUUAUUGUAAUGUAUUUUUCCCCUUUAUAUCUCUCACUCCUUGUACUGCCAGAUAAAAUAAAUAAAUGAUUUGAUAAAAAAUAAA
Sipha flava (yellow sugarcane aphid) is the source of this 845-nucleotide messenger RNA. RefSeq lists its product as uncharacterized. The transcript has 2 exons. The coding region runs from base 104 to 466 and encodes 120 amino acids. The record is from RefSeq and is a predicted model, not a curated record. Lineage: Eukaryota; Metazoa; Arthropoda; Insecta; Hemiptera; Aphididae.